AUGCUAAGACAAGGCCCCUUCCUCCUCCUGGCUGUGUCCAUGUCGUAUUUCAACCCCGAGAAAGCACUGGCAGCGCCUUCGGAAAAUGAUGGUCUGUCCCCGGGCCGGGCUUCACUGGCCCCUCCCUACGCCGUGGUCCUGGUCUCCUGCUCAGGCUUGCUGGCCUUCGUCUUCCUCCUGCUCACCUGUCUGUGCUGCAAGCGUGGCGAUGUGGGGUUCAAGGAAUUUGAGAACCCUGAUGGAGAAGAAUACUCUGGAGAGUACACGCCGCCAGCAGAGGAGACCUCUUCCUCUCAGUCUAUUCCAGAUGUCUACAUUCUACCUCUCUCUGAGGUCUCACUCCCAUCCUCCAACCAACAGAUGCCCCAAACAGAUUUAGUGAAGCACUUGGGACUCAGCCGACAGCACCUCAGUUAUCUGCAGGAGAUUGGAAAUGGCUGGUUUGGGAAGGUCAUUCUGGGUGAAAUAUUCUCGGAUUUCACCCCUGCACAGGUGGUAGUGAAGGAGUUACGGGUGAGCGCUGGGCCACUGGAGCAGAGGAAAUUCCUGUCAGAGGCCCAGCCUUAUCGAAGCCUCCAGCAUCCAAACAUACUGCAAUGCCUCGGUCUGUGCACGGAGACCAUCCCCUUCUUGCUUAUCAUGGAAUUUUGCCAGCUGGGAGAUCUGAAACGCUACCUCCGAGCUCAGCGCAAAUCCGACGGGAUGACUCCCGAUCUGCUGACCCGUGACCUCAGCACACUGCAGCGCAUGGCCUACGAGAUCACUCUGGGAGUGCUUCAUUUGCAUAAGAACAAUUACAUCCAUAGCGAUCUGGCGCUUCGGAACUGCUUGCUGACCUCUGACCUCACCGUGAGGGUUGGGGACUAUGGGUUGUCGCACAACAACUACAAGGAAGACUACUACAUCACUCCGGACCGGCUCUGGAUCCCCUUGCGCUGGGUUGCCCCGGAGCUGUUGGAUGAGAUGCACGGAAGCCUCAUGGUGGUGGACCAAACCAAGGAGAGUAACGUUUGGUCUAUGGGGGUGACCAUCUGGGAGCUUUUUGAAUUUGGGUCCCAGCCGUACCGGCACCUCUCCGACGAGGAGGUGCUGACCUUUGUCAUCAAGGAACAGCAGAUGAAACUGGCCAAGCCACGCCUUAAGCUUCCUUACUCUGACUAUUGGUAUGAGGUGAUGCAGUCCUGCUGGCUUCCGGCGUCCCAUCGCCCAACCAUGGAAGAGUUACAUUUGCAGGUGAGCUACCUGUUGAACGAGCGCUCCAAUGCUCAGGCAGAGGAGAGCUUUGAGUGGCGUUGGAGCGCCCUGAAGCCCAAGCGCUCCUCCUCGCCACCGCCCGCCUCCGCUUCCUCGGCACGCCACCGCAGCUCGUCCGAAGAGAUCUCGGCCUAUCCGCUCCUGGAUGGGUUCCACGGUGGAGACAUGGACGACAUUCUGACAGUGACGGAGAGCAGCGGGGGGCUGAACUUCGAGUACAUGUGGGAGAAGGCCCGCCUGGGGCGGUGGAAGGGCCCCGCCUCGGCCCCGCCUGAGUACCCCUCCACCAACGGGGGGCUGGCUGUGCCCGGCGGCAACCCCUUCUACAAGCAGGCCGUGCACCGCGGGCACAGCCUGGAGACGCCCAGCGUCGUGCCCGUGAUCAGCGCCCGCAGCCCUUCGGUCAGCAGCGAGUAUUACAUCCGCCUGGAGGACCACAGCAGCAGCGACGGGCCCGUCUGUGCCCCCAGCCCUGGCUCGCCCCCCCAGCCCCUCUUCCCGUCCGACUGGGACUGCCCCAGCGCCUCCUACCGGCCCAAGGAGCCGCCCAGCACCAACCCCUUCCUGGCCGCGGGCGACGGCAACCCUUUCCACGUGGAAGGAGAGAUCCAGGAGACCUCGCUGACCGAGACGCCGGCCUCGGGGGGCGAAGCCUUCCUUGCCGAGUCCCUGCUCACGGUGUACCGAGAACUGGAGGACCAGCAGCGCAGCUGGGAUGCGGAGAUGAUGGAAGAGCGCGGGGCGGGGGAGACGCUGGCCGGUGACCCCUCCGAGUUCCAGGGGUCACCCUCGUGGGAGCAGGAGCCUUCCCUGAUGGAGGACCGGAGCUCCGGCAGCGGCACGGACGACGGCGACAGCAGCAUCGGGGGCGGCCGGCGCAACCCCCUGCCCUGCCCGCUGUGCUCCCGGGCCGGCUGCACGUGCGCCGUCCCCCGGGGAGACAUGGUGAGCGGCUGGAGCAACCACGGCCCGCCCCUGCGGCGCCCCCACCAGGACAGCUACGGCACCGAGGAUGACUCCUCGCUGAAGGUGGAGCGCGGCUCCCUCUCCGACUGCCCGAUGCUGCCCCUGACGCCCUGCGACGAGGACGGCGGGGAGCACGGCGAGUUCUACGACCCGCUCAUGGGUGCCGCCGUGAAGACCUACGAGCUGCAGGACUACCCAAAGCAGCGGGGGGGGACGGGUGCCCGCCCCCCCGGGUCCCCCUUCCCAGCCAUGCCGUCCAGCUGCUGCAACGCGAUCGUCCCUGUCGAAAUACCCCCGCUGUCCACGCUGGCAGAAAGCAAUGACGAGGAGACCAUCGCCAUCCUGCCGGAAGCCAUGGAUGGGUUUUCCGCGGUCCCCACGGCCCUCGGCCUCUCCCCAGCGGCCCCCGACCGGCAGAGGGGAACCCUGGAUUCCGUGGAUUCCUUGGACAUUCCUUCCAACACCAGUUCCUCGGACGUCUGCAGCCCGGCCUCUCACUACUCCUCUCCGGGACAAAAGUUUGGUGACAGCGGCUAUGAAACGGAGAGCACCUUCUCACCUGAGUUUAUCUUCAAAGAAGAGCCACCACCGCCACCAUCGGGGGAAGAGGAAGUGUUGGAGGCCGAGGAAGAUUCCAGUAAACUCCCGGCAACGCCCAUCUCGCAGUCCACCAGUGAUCUCACCUUGUCAGUGAGCGAGGAAGGGGCAGAGCUGGAAGAAGAAGUCGGCAGGAGCUUGGGGCCGGCGACUCCACACCGCGACUCGGCCUACUUUUCGGAUGGCGAGGCGGAGACUCUGGAGGUGCCAGCAACGGCCCCUGCUGUUAACGGAGAGGAAAAGCCCACCGAGAAGACGACCAUGGAUGGAGGCUUUGUGGUCCAGGUGUGCAAAGAGCAGCUGCUGGUCACCUUGCAGGAGAACGUCACACGCAACCUCCUUGGUGGCCAGCGGAUGCCAGCGUUGGGGCUUCCUCCAGCUGCCCCCUUGAAGGACCAGGCUGUUCUCAGGCUGUGGACCUUAAUGCCAGAGGAAGGGCAGGAUACAGAUGAGGAGGAGGAGGGCAGGAGAAGCCACAGUGGGGAUGCCCAGUGGCCAAAGGAUGUGGAAGAGAAACCGGAGGAGGAGGUGGAGGAGAAGCACGAAGGGGAAUGUACUGAGCCUGAACUCGUGCUGCCAGAGAGAGGGGAAGAGAGCAGGGAAGAAGGGGAGGUGCCUGCCUGGACGGAGCCCCAGAACGCAGCAGUGCCAAUCGUGGUAGAAUCGCAAGAUGCCCCAGAAGACGGUGAGGUGGCAGCUGAGCAGCCCAAAAAGGAGCAGGAGGCUGGUGCUCCAGUGAACCAGGCUGGCGAAGAUAUCAAAGCCAAGCUGUCGCGCCUGUCUCUGUCACUGCCGCCUCUGGCCUUGCAGACGUUCCCCCCACUUGGCGGGGGAAGGAAAGGGCCAUUUUGGGAAGGAGCGGCACUGGGGGAGGGGCCAGUGCUGGGAGGGAGAGAGGCUGCUAUGGCGGCAGAGGAUGAGGAUGAAGAUGAUGCCGAAGAGGAAGAGGAUGGAGGCUUGGCUGGAGGUGGCGGGAGGGGCGUCCCCAUUGUGGUGAGCGAAAGCGAUGAUGCCCGCAACUUGCGUGGUCUCCUCAAGUCGCCGCGCUCGGCGGAGGAGGCAGCUGCUGAGCUCGACCGGAAGCGAAAGAUGGUCUCCUUCUUUGAUGAUGUCACCGUCUACCUCUUUGAUCAGGAGACGCCAACCAAUGAGCUGAGUUCGCAGGGAGCCCCUGACGGUGAUGCCCCCUCUCCAGGCUCAAUGGCAGAACCGGGUCUGGACGCCUUCCCACCAGCUGAUGGCUUCAGUGGCAGUUUUGAGUGGGACGAUGACUUCCCCCUGAUGGCCCAGAAUCCGUCCUAUGUCUCCAUGGUGUCCGACCCCGACGCAGCCAAGCCCCACCUCGCCAUCCCUUCGCCCGUGCCUGUGGCCCCUCCCUUGCUGUCGGCAGCCAAGAAGGCCGAGGCUGACCUGGUGGACACCCUGCGAUUCUCCCGCUUCACCGUCUCUCCCGCCCUCGAACCACACCUUUCUCCGUCCUGCGACACUGAACUGGGACCCACAGCUGACUUUGUGUAUCAGCUGCUUGUGCCUCCCUCAGGAGACCUGCUGUCCACUGUGAGAACCCACGACUGA
This is a messenger RNA of Varanus komodoensis (Komodo dragon), 4392 nucleotides long. It is a transcript of the gene LMTK3, whose product is annotated as lemur tyrosine kinase 3. The coding region runs from base 1 to 4392 and encodes 1463 amino acids. Gene Ontology annotation, molecular function: protein kinase activity; ATP binding. The record is from RefSeq and is a predicted model, not a curated record. Lineage: Eukaryota; Metazoa; Chordata; Lepidosauria; Squamata; Varanidae. Gene Ontology annotation, biological process: protein phosphorylation. The transcript has 15 exons.